UGGUAUUGUCUAUUUAUGUGCACCGUUUCGACGAAAAUGUACCUCAUAUAUACAAAUGUAUGUGGCUUUGUGAUACUAAUGGUAACCCAGACAGUCCUACUACUACUACUACUACUAAGAAGAAGAAGAGGAAGAAGAAGAAGGAGGAAAAGGAGAAAUAAUAAGACAGAAGAAUAGUAAUAAUAGUAAAACAUAAAUAACUGUAUAUGUUAAGCGCUGUAGAUCGGUACAUAUUACUUCCCAGUGGUUUUAUAAAAGCGAGCGAUUCAACCUCUCCGCCUGUCUUUAUUCUCAAAGAGCGUCACACGUGGGCGGAGCUUAUGUACCAACAUGGGCGUGACAUACUCUCGCAACGGGCGUGGCUUCCAAGUCCAAGUGGGCGUGGAUUCCUCUCCGCGCUCCGCUCGUCUGACGAUUCUCGUAUCGAUCUCUGGGUCCAAAAAAACCCACCCAGACUCGGUGUGCGCUGUAGGUUUUUUUGUCCGUGUGGAAGGAGAAAUGCGAUGUCCAGCGCGGACACACCGACCCCAACCGCCCUGUUUGUGGACUGACCGCUUCCCCACGGACCCAGGAACCUAAGAAGAAGAAGAAGAAAAGCCCCGUGGCUCCAGUACUCCUCACUUUUGCGUUGUUGUUUUUUCUCUCCCCUCCGCUACUACCGCUGCUGCAACUCUCCGGCGUGGACGGUUAAGCUCCGGAGCGCUAGCCUGUAGCCGCAGUUAAACUCGCUUUAGCGUCCCGGGGAGGAAGCGCCAGGCUCCGGCUCCUCGGCUCUGUCUCGCCCCGUGUCCCGUCCCGCUCGCUGGAUGGCCGGGUAUGGGGAGAGCAGGCUCCUGCUGCCCCGGGGCUGAGCGCCUCCAGCUCCCGGCCUCCCUCUGCCUGCUUCUCCUGGGAUAUCUGACUCUCCUGGCUCCGCUCGGGGAGAGCCAGGUGCAGACCCCGCAGUGUCGGAUCCAGAAGUGCACCACAGACUUCGUCUCACUCACCUCACACCUGAACCCCUCUCUGGAUGGCUUCGAUGCUGAGUUCUGCAAGGCUCUGCGGGCCUACUCAGGCUGCACCCACCGCACAUCCAAGAGCUGCAGGGGCAACCUGGUCUUCCACUCAGCCUUGCUGGGCAUCAGUGACCUCAUGAGCCAGAGGAAUUGCUCCAAGGACGGCCCCACGUCCUCCACCCACCCCGCGGCCCCCAUCGAGCCUUGCAACUACCAUAGCCGCCACCAGCACCAGGCCACCCUGCCUGGGACGGGGGCGGAACUCCCACGCCCCAACUACCUUUUCUGCGGCCUGUUCGGGGACCCGCAUCUCAGAACGUUUAAGGACCAGUUUCAGACCUGUAAGGUGGAGGGGGCGUGGCCCCUUAUUGAUAACAAUUACCUGUCAGUGCAGGUGACAAAUGUGCCGGUGGUGCUGGGUUCGAGUGCCACAGCGACUAAUAAGAUAACAAUAAUUUUCAAACCGUACCAGGAGUGCACGGACCAGAAGGUGUACCAGGCGGUGACAGAUGACCUGCCGGCGGCCUUCGUGGACGGCACUGUGAUGGGUGGCUCCAGCGAGAUGCGCAGCUUGCUGGUGGUAGAAAAGUCUCCAGGCCAUCACGUAGAGCUGCACGCUGCCUACAUUGGUGUGACAGUGGUGGUGAGGCAGCUGGGCCGCUACCUGACGCUCGCUGUGCGCAUGCCUGAGGAGCUGGCCAUGGCUUUCGAUGAGACACAGGACCUGCAGCUGUGCAUGAACGGCUGCCCCAGCUCAGAGCGUAUCGACCAGGAGGGCCGUCUGCAGCUGCCCGUGCUGGGCCUCCAGCAGCAGCAACAACAAGUCAGGCCAGGGACAGCGACAGCCCAGCGGGGGUCCACCUUCAGCCUAGAGAGUGCCUCCAGCAAGUGCAGGGAGCAGCUGGAGGUCAAGGACAUUUACUUCCACUCCUGCGUUUUUGACCUCCUGACCACCGGGGACGCUAACUUUACCUCAGCCGCCUACAACGCGCUGAAGGACGUGGAGAUGCUGCACCCCAAGAGGGAGCACUGGCACAUUUUCUCACGCUCAGGAGCCCAGAAAAGUUCCUCAGCGGCCAUAAGCGCACUUCUGCUUUGCUUACUCAUGGCUGUACUUUUGUAAUCAUAAAGGCAAAAACAUGAGAAAAAGUGGAAAGACACUGAAAACAAUCAUAACGUUGCUUGUAUAUACUGUGUAAACGCCUGCGGAGGAGGCUGGAGACGUACCUUUCUAUGACUGUAAAUUUUGUGUACAUGCCAUUUGCAGGGGUGGGGCGGGAAGGGGGCGGGGUUUGGACGUCUUUUUUUUACGUGUGUGAAUUUUUGUGACCUUGUUUUGUCGUCGUCCUCAGGAGAGGAAGUCUUAACAGAAGCACUUUAUUUUUUAUGUUGCUACGUAACUACAGAACAGUGUUCCAUAGAACCAGAGCUUUUCUCGGUACCCACAAGCGCUUUUUGUUUUGGUUUGUUUUUCGGUGAAAUUCUUCACAUCUCUGUACAUAGAUAGGACUUACCUCACCAUUUAACUCCACACAACCAUGUGACAGUAGCUUUUUUGAAGGGCGCAGUCUCCCUAGUAAUGUGGUUUGACGUUCGAAGGUUCAGAAAGAAUUGUGACAGUCACAGUAUCUGUCUGUACAUCUUUCCUCGUUUUGUAGUCUAGAACUCAGUAUCGUCUUUGUCUCAGUGUAGAUUUAAAACAAAAAGAUAUGAAGAAUUCAAGCAAACACGGCUGAAGUAAACCUAAACCUCAAUGGCGUAAAACAGGGACUUCACUGGUGUUCAGUGGCUUGUUGCCCAUCCAGCAGGGCAAAUUUCAUUUGCAUUAAUAAUUCUGGUCCUGCAUUUCAUCAGCGACAAUCAGAAUCUUUUCUUUACCCAGCACAGACAUUUACCAGUCAUGGAUAGCAUAAAGAUGGCAAAGCAACGUGAUUUGAUUAAGAUUUUCCUCUCCAGAGCAAGGUCCAGCACUAUAUUCACUGAGGAAACUGGAAAGUAGUGAUUUCUCCUUUGCUAAAGUGAGCCAUGCCUUGCUUCCUGUGAUCAGCUCUCUCUUUGACUUUUGGCUCACUACUAAUGUACUAACUUUUCUUUAGUUUAGCUCCGUUGCCAAACAAGUUCCACCGUCAGUUAUCUCCUGUUCAGUACGACUUUCUUGUUUCCCUCCAACCAAAGAUCUUGUGCAUUCUUUUGCUAUUACAGCGUGCAGCUGGUGCGAGCAAAAAUAUACAUCUAUUAGGUAUGUACACUGUUGUUAUACCAGAGAUGGUCAGCAUUGCCGUUUGGUGCAUUAUCUUUCCUUAUGAAUGAUAUUCCAUAUGACUUUUGUUUUGCCAAAAAUCAGUGUGGGCCACUGUUUCAGGACACACAUACAAGGUAUUUCCUAAUUAGCACAUGAAGCUCAUGGCACUAUUCUAGGUUUUGUGAGCCAAUGCCCUGCAUAAACACAACCAAUUAGACCAUUUUUAUGCCAGGAUUCAUGGUAAGAAAUGCAAAAAUGUGUUUGACAAUGUUUUUCUCCUCAGAGAAUGCUUAUGGGUGUCUUAAAGAGCAUCUUUAAGGACUUUCCACAUCCACAAACCGUUUGAAGUACGUUUAUUUGGAGAACUUCCAAAUAUCCAAUUGAUUUUGAAGAAAUAUUCCCAAAACAUGCUGUUUCCCUAAAGAAAAAGCUCACUGUGCUUUGAGUUUGCAAUGAACUGAUUAUGCCAGCGAUGUAAAAUCUCAUACUUUAUGGUGAUUGCCUUACGGUGCAUCCACAAUGGAAGCCCAUAGAAACACUCCCCACCUAAAAUCUUCCUUUGUACCAUAUUCCUUUUUUUAAAGACUUGCUACUGUAGACUCAUGUUUGUACGUUUAUUUGCAACUACUGCCAGUGCCGAAGAGCUGCUACCAUACUGUGACAAGUGUAAUAGAUUGUAUUUGGAACACUGGGAGCGGUGAGUGGCCAAAUCCUAGAUGGUCUGUAUUGAUUGGCCGAAUCCUUAGAUGGCCUGUAUCGAUUGGCCAAAUAUCAGAUGGGCUUUAUUUCAUUAUAUAAUGGAAUAUUUAAAGACCAGAGCAAGGCAUCUGAGUGCAAUUAACUGCAAAGGUAAGCCUUCAUCCUGUGUUUUUGCUUUGUUGCGUUUGAUUUUGUGAUUUUUUUUUCGUGAGUGAAUUCUGUUUUUGUGAAGAGUGACUGCUCAAUGUUUAUACUUAAAUUAUUUAUGAAAUAUAGUGUCUUGUUAGAGAAGUUAAGCUCCAUAUUCUUGCUGUUCAGAAAAAAAAGUUUCAGAUGUGAUUGUACUGCCACCUAGUGGACCACCAUUGUUACAUCAGUGUUUUAGUAUUGUACUGGAUGCGGUGACUUAAAAACAAGGAAAAAAGGAAAAAAAUGUGUUUUAUUUAAAACAUUAAAUGAAAAUACAUAAAUGUUGUUGACUUUUGUUGGUUACUGUUCAUCAGAUAAUGUCACUUAUUAUUAACGUGUCUCUGUAUUGACAGUUUAACAACUUACAGACACUGUAUCGUUGUGUUUUUCAAAUACAAAGCGUACACAUUCAUAUCCA
Colossoma macropomum (tambaqui) is the source of this 4543-nucleotide messenger RNA. RefSeq names its product repulsive guidance molecule BMP co-receptor b (gene rgmb). Gene Ontology annotation, molecular function: coreceptor activity. Bases 817 to 2118 code for a protein of 433 amino acids. The transcript has 3 exons. The record is from RefSeq and is a predicted model, not a curated record. Lineage: Eukaryota; Metazoa; Chordata; Actinopteri; Characiformes; Serrasalmidae. Gene Ontology annotation, cellular component: plasma membrane. Gene Ontology annotation, biological process: BMP signaling pathway.